GCGGCAGCCUCAGCCCCGGGGAGACGCCGCCUCGCUCGUCACCAUCCUCCUCCCGCUUGCUCGCUGGCAAAUUGGAUCCAGCCUUGACAUUUUAAAGCUGCUUUUUCGCUGCUCGAGACAUUGUGCGCAAGGAGGGAGUUGGCGGCGUACAGCGGUACGCCUCACUAGCGCGGCUCCGAUUGCGGCGGCCAAGUGGGAGGGAGGAGCGACUGGGUCACUCCUACCGUAAAGCGCAGAAUAGCACCUCGUCAAAUUAGCCUGAAAGAAAGCUUUUCAUUCCUUGACCUCCAGAACUUGCUGCUUCGGAGCCUUCAAUAUUCCAGAGAUGACAAUAAGGAGACAAGGCCAGCCCAAAACACUUGGCUGCUUGAAGCGAAGGGCAGCAUCCAGCAGUAUUCAUCAUGAUAACGCCAGCAUUUGAACUGAGUCAGGAUCUGGAAUUUCUUAGAAUAACAAUCAAAGUGCCAUAUGCACGAGUUUCAGAGUUUGAGAUCUAUUUUGAAGGAAAGGAGUUCAAAUUUUAUGCAAAACCAUACUUUCUCAGACUGGCACUUCCGGGAAGAAUUGUAGAAGAUGGGAGAGAGAGAGCAUCAUAUGAUGACACAGGGAUUUUGACAAUCUAUCUUCCCAAGGAGAUUCUCGGAGAGAAUUUUGAUGGCUUAGACAUGUUGACAGCUCUCUUAGCACCAAAGAAAUCAAGAUCUGCAAAAUCUUUAGUAGAAGAGAUGGGUGCUGAAAAUGAGGAGAAGGUGGAAGAAGAAGAAGAAGAAGAAUUUGACUGGGAAAUUGAACAGACUCUUUAUGAGGAGAGUAAAGAGAGCCCAUUAUGUUCGGCUUGUACCUAUGGAUUUGGAAAUCUGAAGUCGGAUGUUUUCAGACGUCUUCAGGAUGAACUUAAUGAAGUUAUUGAUAUUAAAAAUCCAGACUUAACCCCCGCAGCUGAACGCAGAGAGAAAAGGCUUGCAGCAGAAGUUGCCAAAUUUGAUCCUGAUCAUUACCUUGCUGACUUUUUUGAUGACAAGACUGUUCGUCAUCUGUUGAAAUAUGAGCCUUGGUGGGUUAAAGCCUAUGGAAAAAAGAUGAAAGCCCAAGAAAGCAGUCCUUGGAAUGAGAGCAAUCAAACUGCACUUGUUUCCUUCACAGAAGACGAGAAAGAACAGCUAAGAAAAUUCACUAACAGAACUUUCCUGCUCGAUAAAAGAACCUGUCACCAAGUAUAUCUGAGUUUAGUCGAUAUACUUCUGGCUUAUUGCUAUGAAAUCUAUGCCACUGAAGGAGAAAAGAAUGUUGAGUCACCAUGGAAUAUACGAAAAUUGAGUUCAACUUUGUGCUGGCUAGAGAGUUUCACUAGCAUUUUGGAAGUUCUAAUAUCCUUUGGAAGAAGAGUUCUGUGUUAUCCACUCUACCGACACUUCAGUUUAGUGACUCGAGCCUUAAAUGACGCUGUUAUGAUAUUACAGCUGGGUAAAAGUGCCGUUUUGAAGUGUCUGUUAGAUAUUCACAAGAUUUUUCGAGAAAAUGAUCCUGCAUAUAUUCUCAAUGAUCUUUACAUCACAGAUUAUAUUAUUUGGAUUCAAAAAGCCAAGUCAAAGAAGCUGGCAGCCCUUGCCGAAUGUGUGCAAAAAGCAGAGCUGAGCAAGGACAAAAUAGGUUUAGAGCUGGACGAGCUGGAAGCCGCGGCACUGAUUGUGCAAGAGGAAGAAAAGGAGUUAAAAGCCGCUAGCGCAGAUGUUUCCGAGCAGCAGCUGCCUCCCUCUGAAGGAGAGGCGAGUGACUCUGAAGACUCAAGCAUCACUUCAUCAUGUGAGACAGGAGACUCCGAUUCAGAUGAACAAGAGUCCUCAGCCAGUGAAGAUGGGAAAAUAAAUCCUUUACAAAGCACACUCCAAGAGGAGAGGACAGCCCCGCUUAUUGACUGUAAUGGAUUAAGGCGAGACACAGGCACUUUGAUGUUAGAUGUUAGUAAUGAAAAAUCAAAGGCUUCUUUGCAAUCUACAUCUGUUCCCGGGAAACUGAUAGAGGAAUUAGGGAAGCAAAUGCAGGCUGCAAUUAGGCUUACGGAGCAGCCUGAAGGUUUGUCUCCUGUAAGUGGCAGCAGCAGAACUUCACAAGAGACAGGAACAAGCCGCACAGCUCAGCCUCAAGGACUUUCACUGGACCAUAAUGGAAAGAGACAUUUCUUAGAGGUGACUCCAAAGCCCAGCACUCUUCUGUUUCUUGGUCCCACAAAUGAAGCUUCUUAAGCAAAUGUGGCUGGGGUGGGUGGAUUUUGAAGUUAUGGUUCUUUAAACAGUCACUUCAGCAAAUGACAUAUGGGGCAAAACAGGAUGUAUCUUUUUAAAUUUUGAUUUCCAUUUUUUUCUUAUUACUAAUCAAAAGCCUUCAUGGAAGAUGGUGAAUGACAUUGUAGUGAAUCUUGUUUCAAAUAGCAAUGAUCCACCCUAAUAAAAUGCUGAUACCUAUAUGCAAGAGAUGUCAGUUCUCUUGAGUUAAUUUUGAAGUGGCGUCAUUCAAGGUUAGUAGUAUUACAAAAGUAUAAUCAAACAUUAAUGAAUUUGUGACUUGUGUUGUGCAAAUUGCUUAUAGUGAAAAAUUAUAUUUAAAUAUCUGUUUAUAUUUUAAUAUUUUGUUCCCAACUUCUAAAAUGUUCACUCUAAAUAUUACGGCCCUCUUUAUUUCCGUUUAAUCAUUUUGAGGUGCCCACUGUACAGCUACUUGCAGUAGUCUUGUAAAAUUCUAGGCACUCAUAUCCAAUAUGAUUGUUUUUCAGUAGUGUUGCAUAUGCAACCUAUUCAUUGCCAGUGCUGUCUUAUCCUGUAUUUAUCCAGAACUAAAUCGUAUUGUGUUCAGUGGGGCUUAUUGGCAGGUAAAGUGUAUUGCUCCCAUCAUGUUUUUUUUUGUCUGUGAAACAUGGCUGUGUGCGGUCAGAUUUUUUAAUCAUGUAAAUAGAGUAGUCAAAAUAUAUUUCACCUUAAGUGUGAACAUUCAGUUUCAGAUUAUUUGUACUCCAGCUAAGGUGCUAAGAUGCGAUUUAGAUGGAGGAAAGGUGGGUUAGUGGUUUGUGCAGGUCUGAAAGGCAUGAAACAUUCUUUUAGUUGUAACUCUUCCAGUGGUUUGCCAGAAGAUGCACCACAAUUCAGUGGCAGAGCUCAGCCUAUACAGCAUUUUUCUGGCUUUUAGUGCCUGAACUACUACUUAUUCUCCUGUUCCAUUCUCAAGUAGUUAAGCUUCAUUUGCUAGCACUAGGCAGAGCUGUAUGUAUUUUGUGCACCCAGUAUCCUGAAUUCCACCAAAUCUUUUCUUUUCUUUUUUGAUGAUAUGUUUCCACCAUGGUGGGCAAAGGCAGAAUAAAUUAUACAGACAAUGCAAAUGGAUUUUCACAUGCCUGAUUUCUUGUGCAGAUUUGAAAAGAAAAAUAUAGGGGUAUAUCCUUUACACAGCUAUAACACUGGGGUGCUCCAAAGAAAUCCAUAUUGCAAAAGUUAAGUGUCCCAUUCUUUAAAUUUUCUCCUCCAUUUUGUGGCUGGCAGCUGAGGAGAGAGCUUGCUUGUCUGUUCUUUGAACAGCUCUGUCUCUGGGAACUGUCAGCUUCUGUGUUAGUGAAAUCAAUCUCUUUAUUCUGUCCAAAUCAUUGUUUCUCCUCCUGUGUAGGGAAGAAUGUUACUCCAUUCUGACUUUGUUGUGGCACAGUUGGAGCUUGACCUCUCCACCUCUCUCUCCCAAUACUCAGGAGAUUUUACUAGGCAGAGAGAAAAUUCUGCUUCCUAUAUAUUAGGAAUAUAUUAAACGUGCUAACUACUAUACAGUGAUAUCCUUCAAUUAAGGCCAGGUGAUAUGCAUUAUGUGUGACACAAGGUUUGUCUCUGAAAUUAGCAUCCUGUGUCAAGUAUGUUCCCCCACAACCAGUGGUGGCUGGUGCCCAUUCAGACAAGUAGGGCAGAAGGCAGGGAGCCCAACAGGAGGCAGAACCAGAGCCAAUGAGAGGCAGAACCAACUAAUUCUAGUUUUGUCCCCAUCUUCCUGCUGAGUUCUAGAAGGAGCAAUCCUGAAGCUAAGGAGGAAGCUGAAAGGCAAGGCUAUCCCUGGACUGGUUGUAAGCAGGCAGGCAGGCAGGUGGGGGCAGUCUGAGGUUGGCGGGGCAAUGCCCCAUUGGCCCUAAUGGACCAGCCUCCACUAGCCACAGCAAUAAGUGACAAUUAACAAACCUGUGCUCUGACAUCAUUGCAUGCCAAUUAUAUGGAACAGGACAAGACUGUGGUAAUGUCAGAACAUAAGAAAGUGUUCCUAAGUAUUGUGGGAAGAAGGAAGAGAACUUGUACAUGGGAUGCAGUUUUCAGUAGUAUCCACAGGAUGCCUGAAAGCAUCUAUUUCCACUCGCUGAAGUUGUUAAGAAAGAAAAAAUGCCUCAUUACACCCCACCAGUUGGCUAGAAGUCAGUAACCCACAUUCGCCCCCUCUUAUCUGAGGAAGUUUUUGGUCCUGAUAUUUUUGUCCCCAACAUCCUAAUCUUGCAGGUUUCUGUUUCUGCCCUGUUAUAUAGCCCCUGUUCUGUUUAGCUUUUUUAUACCUCCCAAAUUUGUUGGCUAUGCUGGUUUCACAAACCAAAGCUAACAGGGAGAAAGAGCAAGUGGUACCAAAAUGAUCGCUAGAGUCAUCUGUUGCAGUUGUAGGGGAGAUGCUGUUCUAAUUCUUUGUUUUGAGUUUUGGUGGUCGCAUUUCUUUUUUUAAAAUGGCCACCCUCCCUCCCACAGUUUGUACUUGAAAAUGGUUGUAUUUGUCUACUGUAAACAGCUGAGAGGUCUUUGUUCUAGUAAAUGGUAUUUACAUUUUGUUAAAUAAAAUAAAUAAAAGAA
Messenger RNA from Rhineura floridana, 4853 nucleotides. It is a transcript of the gene SHQ1, whose product is annotated as SHQ1, H/ACA ribonucleoprotein assembly factor. Bases 402 to 2243 code for a protein of 613 amino acids. The transcript is spliced from 12 exons. Gene Ontology annotation, biological process: box H/ACA snoRNP assembly. Lineage: Eukaryota; Metazoa; Chordata; Lepidosauria; Squamata; Rhineuridae. The record is from RefSeq and is a predicted model, not a curated record. Gene Ontology annotation, cellular component: cytoplasm; nucleoplasm.